Messenger RNA from Anisakis simplex (herring worm), 123 nucleotides. The record is from the annotation of a GenBank genome assembly. Lineage: Eukaryota; Metazoa; Nematoda; Chromadorea; Rhabditida; Anisakidae.
AUGCCACAAAAUCCCUACUUUCCAUCCGGCAGACUGACCCUACGACAACAAAUCGCCUUUCCACAAAUUGUCUCGCCUGGAACGGAUAGUCCUGAUCCGAGACAAGGUUGGUUUAUGAAAUAG